Molecule: messenger RNA, 921 nt
Organism: Coffea eugenioides
Lineage: Eukaryota; Viridiplantae; Streptophyta; Magnoliopsida; Gentianales; Rubiaceae
Product: protein RDM1-like
Exons: 4
Coding region: 183-707 (174 amino acids)
Cellular component (GO): RNA polymerase V complex; nucleus
Source: RefSeq, a predicted model, not a curated record
CAGUCACUUAAAUUGUUCCUCUUCACCGGCACCGGAAUGAUAUAUCGGAGUAGUCCGCCGGAGUUCUCUGGUUUAUGAUUCCCUCCGAUUCCGACUCUGCCUCCGAUGUAUAUUUCUCAGCUGCAGUAGUUUUUGCAAGGUUGCUGGCUUUGAAUUGAUCUGGUUAUUAAUUUGUUACAAAUAUGGAGAGGCCAAGAUCCUCUCCUGAGCAGGUAAACAUAUUAUCUGAUGAUUCAUCUUCUGAUGACAAUGCUGGACCAGAAAGUAAACGGCUACGAACUUCUGCAGAGAUCCCUCAACGAGCUUUACGGACAAUACCUGAAGAUGUGAUGCUAGGAAAGGCUCAAACCUACCAAGAAUACAUGAGACAGAUUCCUAUCCCCUUGUUACGUGGCUCUGUUGUUCCAUUUACUUCUUGGACUGGAUUGGGCACAUCCCUUAAGCAACUGUAUGGGCAACCUCUGCAUUACCUCACCAAUGUGCAUCUGAGACAAUUGGACAUAUUGAGAAUUGGAGCAGAAGAUGAAGACAGGCCACUGGAUACCAUAAUUCCGCCUCCUAAAGCCGAAGCCAGCAUCUGGCUUAUUGAAGAAGUUCACCGGCUGUCCUCUUCACAUCAUCAUCUGGCUAAACUUUGGCUUAAUGAUCCUUUGCAUCAUAUUUUUAUUGAUCCCAUUUUUAUAGAACUGCAGAAGCCAUCUCGUUGAGCUCCUAUGGUGCAACAUGUAUUGUAGAUUGAAAGUUGUACAUUCCUGUAGUUUACUGGAGAUGAAUGCCCAUAGACAGUUUGAAAUACUCUGUCUAUAUCUGUAGACCAGUUUUAAUUGCUAGAGCGUUGAGGCAAAUUAGUCAGUUUGAAAUCGGCGAAUCUCGUCUCCUUUACCAUGUUUUUCUUUUUGCCUACGAAGUGAAUUUGAAAUA